AUGUCGUUUCUUUUCACGAUUGCAUCUCAGGCUCCUAAUAAUGAUGAUUCAAAGUUUGAUCUUACUUUUGUACCGCCAAUUCUUUUUGGAGUUGGUAGUCUUGUCUGCGGGUUGUACCUUGGCCUGAGGAAUCCCAAAAUCUUUAUGUCUGAUGCCUCUAGAACGGCUAAGAUACAAGAAAAGAUCGCUGCCUCUAAAUCCAAAGAGUCUACAAAACAAAAAAAGAAACAAAAUUCUAAGAAAAAUUUUGUAAAUGGAUCAGUUGUUCGCUUAUCAGAUCAAGUUCCUUUAUUUACUGAAGUUCCUAAUCUAAAUAAUAAUGACCAUAACAAAGUUGAAGAUUUGUCUGCCCAAAAUAUUGAUAUAGAUACAAGUUUCAGCAUUAGGCAAACUAAGCUUCCCAUGGAGAAAUUGAAUUAUCGCAAAAUGAAAAGGGAAACAACUAUCCCUGCCAACGAAGACUUCACGAACCUUCAUGCAGACAUAAUAAUUUCUAACGAUUCUUCCUUCGAAAAUUCGAAUUAUCACCAGACAAGAAAAGACCCAAUUAUCCCUCUUAUCUCAGAGUGCACGGACUUUCAUGCGAACUUUAGUACAUCUAAUAACUCUGUUGGUAGUAGCUCAGAUUUCCCAAAUCAAAUUCUUCAAUUAUCUGAUCAAGAUCCAUCUCAAACUCAACUUCUGGAGCUGAUUGAUCAAGAUUCCUCUCGAGCUCAAGUCUCUGAAUCUAUUCAUGAGAAACUACCUCAGGGGCUCCUUAAAAAAUCUAAAUCCUCAAAGAAGUCCAAAAAAAAAUCCGAAUUGCUCCUUGAACUUGAUCCUUGGAUUUCCGUUAGCUCUAAAAAGGCAAAAGUUAAAGGCUCCGUGGAGCCAUCUGAUCGAAGUUCUGUUGACCAACAUAAACCCCAAGCUCUUUCGAUUACCUCAUCUUCUCAUCCUACCUUCACAAACGUCACUUCAGAGAUUAAGACUACUUCGUCUACAUCUGGCUCCUCUGUAGGUGUUUCUUCUUUAGACUCCUCGUUGAUUGAAAAACGUUGUGCCUCGUCACAUCAGCCACAGCCAAACCAUCUUCCAUCUCCCAUUUUGGCAUCUUCGGUCAGCAUCCAAAUAGAGCCUUCUCUGCACCUGCAGCCCUCGUCUACCCCUUCAACUCUGCAUCUUCAUCAAGCUCCCUCAUCGCUACCAGUUUCAGAAAGUAUGGCGUCGCCUGAGUUGAAAAAUAGCAGUCAUUUCGUGACAAAAGAUCAUCUUCAGGAUCUCCAAAACCUCCAGAAUCAGGUUAAUUUACAACUUUUUAUAUGA
This is a messenger RNA of Protopolystoma xenopodis, 1305 nucleotides long. The record is from the annotation of a GenBank genome assembly. NCBI's taxonomy places the organism in Eukaryota, Metazoa, Platyhelminthes, Monogenea, Polystomatidea, Polystomatidae.